Molecule: messenger RNA, 1230 nt
Organism: Cladophialophora bantiana CBS 173.52
Lineage: Eukaryota; Fungi; Ascomycota; Eurotiomycetes; Chaetothyriales; Herpotrichiellaceae
Exons: 2
Coding region: 1-1230 (409 amino acids)
Biological process (GO): calcium ion transmembrane transport; intracellular calcium ion homeostasis
Cellular component (GO): membrane
Molecular function (GO): calcium channel activity; calcium, potassium:sodium antiporter activity
Source: RefSeq, a predicted model, not a curated record
AUGGCGGCCAUCACGGCGUCUUCCGAAGAAGUCGACUCGACCCUCUUCUUCCCGCUCUGCACCUUCCUGCUGAGCGUCUACACUCUCGGCGCCUCAACCGACGUCUUAGUCUCUUGCACCGCCGCCCUCGCGCGCCGGCUGCGCGUCUCGGAGACGCUCAUUGCCCUCCUCACAGCGGGGGCAGAGUGGGAAGAGCUCGCCGUCGUGAUCGCCGCCGUCGCGCAGCACCGACAAAAACUCGCACUGGGAAACGUCCUGGGCAGCUGUGUCGCCAAUAUCCUUGGGGCAUUCUCGCUGGGCGUCUUGGCGCAGAGAAACGCCCUAGAGAAGUACGACGUCAGCGCUAGGAUUUAUGCUGUUGUUCUGUUCGGCGUCACCACUCUCGUGGCCGUGCUUUGGGGAUUCGGCAGCCUCGACGAGCAUGUCUACGGUGCUCUCCUGGUGGGCGUUUUUGCGCUGUAUCUCGCGGGUAUAACCUGGUCGGUCUAUCGUGGCGUCUUGGACGCGCCUGAGGAGGAAUCGGAUGCCGAGUCGGGGGAGGAGGGGGACGAGGAUGAGGAGGAGGAGGAUGAUGGUGAUGAUGGCUUGGACGCAGGAUCUGAUAGAGAUCCAGGUCCAGAUGUCCGACCAAGUACUAUUGGAAAUGGGACUCCUCCUCACGCCGAGGACGCGGGCGGCGAGCGGGUGGACGACGAGUCAAGUGCCUUGCUAGCCUCAAGGAAGACAACGACGACGAGGAAGCGACGGCCUUCCACUCGUCUGUUCUAUCUACUACUCAAGCUGAUCGCCGCCUUUGUCGCCCUCUCCCUCAGCGGCUACGUCCUCUCACACUCGUCCACAUCACUAGCGAAGAGCCUCCGCGUCUCUGAAACCGUGUUCGGGGCCACUUUGUUAUCUCUGGCGACUACUCUACCGGAAAAGUUUGUCGCCGUCGUCAGCGGAUACAGAGGCCAUCCAGGAAUCAUGGUGGCCAACACCGUAGGAAGCAACAUAUUCCUGCUGACCCUGUGCCUGGGCGUGACUAUCCUGAGCUCCUCGCAGAGUCUCGGCGGAGGAGGCUCGGGCUCCAGCUCCAGCAGCUACACCAACGAGGUCGUUUGGACGUGGACGUCGUCGGCGUUUUUGACCGUCAUGAUUAUACUUGGCACGCACCGUUUAAUCGGGCUGGCGAUGCUGCUCGCCUACGUUGCGUUUAUAGUCCUUGAGUUCACACUGUAUUAUAAGCCUUAA